AUAUACUUCUGAACUGUGAAGUCCUCCGACGUUUGCUGGAUAUGCUCAUCUGCUAUGGUUUCUUCUCUGACUUCACUGUUCGUCCAAGCCAUUCCAUGCGUGGAAGUAUACCAAAUAAACCAGCAUAUAGAUGCAACCUCGAAGAGACUAAGGAAAUCUAAAAGCAAGUAAGUGAGCUUAUGGAAAAGGGGUAUGUGCGAGAAAGCAUGAGUCCAUGUGCAGUUCUUGUUCUGUUGGUACCUAAAAUGGAUGGAUCUUGGAGAAUGUGUGUUGAUUGCAGAGUCAUCAACAAAAUCAUGUUUCUGACAGGAAAGGAUCUCAAGGUAUAAAAGAAAGAAAUGCAUGAGAUUAGUGAGCAUGCAAGGAACAUCAGAACCUAAUAAUGUUUUAGCUGAUUUACCAGUAGUGCUCGAGGCAAGUUCUGCUCCUUUAGUUCAGGCCUUAAAGUCUACUGCAGAACAAGAUGUUGCUUGUUUUCACUUCCCAGGACAUAACAGAGGGAAAGCAGCUCCUAAUUUGUCCAAUCUUACUGGUCCAGGAGCUUUUCUACAUGACCUACCUGAACUCCCAGAGUUGGAUGAUUUGUUCUCUCCAAAAGGUGCAAUUUUAGAUGCUCAGGCAGAAGCUGCAAAAUUGUUUGGGGCGUCUGAGACAUGGUUUCUUGUUGGAGGCACCACUUGUGGCAUUCAAGCGUCCAUAAUGGCUACAUGUUGCCCAGGUGAUGUACUCAUUCUCCCAAGGAAUGCUCACAUUUCUGCAACCUCGGGUCUCGUUCUGUCUGGUGCAGUGCCAAAAUACAUUCUACCUGAGUAUAAUUCUUGUUGGGAUAUUGCUGCCGGAAUAAGGCCAUCGCAAGUUGAAGCCGCAAUAAAAGAGUUGGAGGAAGUCGGAAAAACAGCAGCUGCAGUUCUCAUCACUUCUCCAACAUAUCAUGGCAUAUGCAGUAAUCUGAAUGAGAUUACUAAAGUUUGUCACUCCCGAUGUAUUCCUGUAAUAGUGGAUGAAGCACAUGGUGCUCAUUUCAGGUUUCAUCCUAACUUUCCAAGCACUGCUCUUGAACAAGGUGCAGACUUAGCUGUCCAGUCUACCCACAAGGUUCUAUCUUCUCUGACACAGUCAUCAAUGUUACAUAUGUCUGGGAACCUUAUAGAUACGGAGAGAAUAAGCAAAUGUCUUCAAAUGCUGCAGAGCUCCAGCCCAAGCUACCUAUUACUUGCAUCAUUAGAUUCUGCAAGAGCUCAGCUAGGGAAAAAUCCAGAUGCUAUUUUUUGUGAUGCCGUGAAUUUGUCCCUGGAAACCAGAAAAGAAAUAGGAACAACUGCAGGUGUCUCAUUACUGGAUUUGUCUAGCUUUCUUUCUGGUUUUACUGCUAUUGAUCCUUUGCGUAUCACUCUUGGUGUCUCACAGCUCCAUAUAUCAGGCUACAUGGCAGAUGAGGUAUUGUGGGAAGGACAUCGCAUAAUACCUGAGCUUGUAGGAAGCAGCUCACUAACAUUUGUAAUCAACCUGGGGACUAGCAGGAAAGAUAUUCAAAGACUUAUUUUAGGGGUAAAGAAUCUGUCCAGGAAUUUCUUUAAUGGAAACAAAAUAAAGUCUGAUGUAUGGAAUGGCGUACGUGCUCCAGCUACAUACUCUUCUAUGCAACUUAGCCCUAGGGAUGCCUUUUUUGCGAAGAAAAGAAGGGUAAAUAUUAGAGAAAGUGUUGGGGAGAUCUGCGGGGAGUUAAUCUGUCCAUACCCACCUGGUAUUCCAGUCCUGAUUCCUGGUGAGGUCAUUACUGAGGAAGCUCUAUCCUAUCUGUUACGUGUUUUGAGAAUGGGGGCUGCAAUUAGGGGAGCCGCUGAUCAGCAGCUCUCUUCCAUAUUGGUGUGUCGUAUAUGAUGCAACAGGCGAUCAAUUUUUGAAGCUAUUCAGAUGGGAUAUUAGCUUAAAGAGGGAGAAGGAUUAGACUAAAACACAUGGAAGGCCUAUUUGCUCUUAGCCAAAUUGUUUGAAGGGUGUUCAUGUGCAAAGUAUCUGAGGAAUUUAUACGACUUCUAGAAAACUUCUGGAAAUUUAUCAUGCAGAGCAACAUCGACAGCACGUACGAAGCUAGCCUGAUACAGUCAACCUCAAGGCUGUUAUAUUAAUAUUUGUUUCAAUAGUAGUUAAUCAGCAUGAAAAUGUUAUUUUCACUUGAUAUAGAAAUAAGAAAUCGUAGCACGAUCGACCUUCAUUA
Messenger RNA from Musa acuminata AAA Group (dessert banana), 2218 nucleotides. RefSeq lists its product as uncharacterized. The record is from RefSeq and is a predicted model, not a curated record. NCBI's taxonomy places the organism in Eukaryota, Viridiplantae, Streptophyta, Magnoliopsida, Zingiberales, Musaceae. The transcript is spliced from 3 exons. The coding region runs from base 343 to 1881 and encodes 512 amino acids. Gene Ontology annotation, molecular function: catalytic activity.